This is a messenger RNA of Chelonoidis abingdonii (Abingdon island giant tortoise), 1015 nucleotides long. It is a transcript of the gene INKA1, whose product is annotated as inka box actin regulator 1. Lineage: Eukaryota; Metazoa; Chordata; Testudines; Testudinidae. The record is from RefSeq and is a predicted model, not a curated record. Gene Ontology annotation, cellular component: nucleus. Gene Ontology annotation, molecular function: protein kinase binding; protein serine/threonine kinase inhibitor activity.
ACCAGGGCUGCCCGGCUAGCCCCCCUACCCCCGCCCGACAUGCGCCGCGCCCGCCUGGACGCCUCCCUCGGCCGCCUCCGGGCAGAAGUGUUGUGCCUGCGGGCAGCGGGGGACACGCUGCGGGACCAGAUGCAGGGCAUGAUGCGGACUCUGCAUGAGCUGAAGCGGGUGCCAGGCCCAGCUCCACAGCUGGGCCUCCCCAAGCCAGCACCAGCUCCCCCUGGGCCCUGCUGGGAGCGGCCUGCAGAGAACCGGGCAUCGGCCGUCUCAGAGGCAGACUCUGCCUGCUGCCUGGAGCUAGCGGAGGAGGAGGAGUGCGCGCCACCCGCUAGUGAGAGGAGCCUGGAGUUCGACUCGGGCUACUCGGAGGUGUCAGGGGGCACAUGGCGGGAGGAGGGGCCAGUGCUGCGCAGGAACCCCCCGCCCUCCUGCCAGCGGGUACACAGGCUCUCCACAGGGGGCUUCCUCCGCAGCAGCCCUAGCCAGGUCCCUGGCCGGCGGGUCCGGCCCAAGUCCACCUCAGAUGCCUGCCUGGAGCAGUGGCGGGUGCUGGAGCCAGUGGACACGCAGGACUGGACUGUGGCACUGCUCUCACAGAGCCGCAACCGGCAGCCGCUCGUGCUGGGUGAUAACUGCUUUGCUGACCUGGUGGAGAACUGGAUGGACCUGCCUGAGGAGAGUACACUGCCCCGCCGGCUGGCCAAGCCCCACAGCUUCUUGCUCAACCUCUCGGGCAACGUGCGGCGCAAGCUGGCCAGUCUGGCACGCCCCAAGGGCGCAACCGCCCCCCAGUCUGGCCCCAAGCACCUUGGUGGGCGGGCGCAGGGACCCCUCUUCCACCAGUCACAUGGUGACGUUGCCAAGCUCACCACAGACUGCACCCGCUUCGCUGCGCUCCUGAACAGCCGCAGCCGACAGCCAAUCAUCUGCAACGACAUCAUCGGCUACAUUUAGCCCCGCCCCCAGCACAUUCCUGUCCCAGCUCUGCAUUUUUACCCAGCUAUGUAAAUAAACA